AUGGAAACUCAGCUGCGAUCAGAGCAAAUGAAGACAGCUGCAUCAGCUCUCUGCAAAAUCCCACUCCUCUUUCUGCUUCUGUACUUCUUCGUGUGCUCCCUUGACGUAUUAAGCUCUGCCUUUCAACUAGCUGGUGGCAGGGUAGCAGGAGAUAUCUUCCAGGAAAAUGCCAUCCUGUCUAACCCAGUGGCAGGGCUGGUGGUGGGGAUACUGGUGACAGUGUUAGUCCAAAGCUCCUCCACCUCUACAUCCAUCAUAGUCAGCCUUGUCUCUUCGGGUUUGUUGGAUGUUCAGUCAGCCAUUCCUAUCAUCAUGGGCUCCAACAUUGGAACAUCAGUCACCAAUACCAUCGUUGCUCUAAUGCAGGCUGGGGAAAGAGAGGAGUUUGAAAAGGCUUUUGCUGGAGCGACAGUCCAUGACUGUUUUAACUGGUUGUCAGUUUUGGUGCUUCUCCCUCUGGAAGCUGUGAGUGGUCUGCUGAGGCAUCUGUCACAGGCCAUGGUUGACGGACUACAGCUCAGUACCGGAGACGAAGCUCCUGAACUUCUUAAAGUCCUCACAGAGCCACUUACUAAACUGAUUAUCCAGCUGGAUCGAUCAGUAAUUACAGCCAUCGCUACGGGAGACCAGAACAUGAGGAACAAAAGUCUGGUGAAGCAGUGGUGUGAAACCACAUCUGUGGAGGACAAUGAAACAUCCUGGGGAACACACAACCUUUCAGAACAUACACAGAAAUGCAGGCAUCUCUUUGUGGAUUGCUCUCUGUCAGACUUGGCUAUAGGUCUGAUCCUCCUGGCUUGCUCCCUGUUGGUGCUGUGCAGCUGUCUGAUACUACUGGUUAAACGGCUCAACUCCCUGCUGAAGGGCCAGGUGGCCGGUGCUAUUAACAAAGUUAUUAACACAGAUUUCCCUUACCCUUUUACCUGGCUGGCAGGUUAUCUGGCUCUACUAGUGGGAGCAGGCAUGACCUUUUUGGUUCAGAGUAGCUCUGUCUUCACCUCUGCCAUCACUCCUCUCAUAGGGAUUGGUGUAAUCAGUAUUGAAAGGGCCUAUCCUUUAACCCUGGGGUCCAAUCUCGGAACCACAACAACAGCUACACUAGCAGCCCUGGCCAGUCCAGGAGAUAAGCUAGCAGCUGCGACACAGGUUGCUCUAUGCCACUUUUUCUUUAACCUCCUUGGUAUCCUGCUGUGGUAUCCCAUACCAGCCAGCCGCUUACCCAUCCGUAUGGCCUGUGCCCUUGGCAACUGCACUGCCAGGUACCGCUGGUUUGCUGUUUUGUACCUCCUCCUCUGCUUUCUCUUACUCCCAUCCCUCGUGUUUGCCCUCUCCAUGGCUGGCUGGAAGGUGAUGACUGGGAUUGGAGUGCCAGUCAUUGUGGUGAUUGUAUCUGUUGCAACAGUAAACAUGGUCCAGGCACGCAGACCUGAGUGUUUGCCACAUACACUGCAAAACUGGGACUUCCUCCCUGUUUGGAUGACCUCACUCCAACCCCUGGAUAACCUCAUCACCAGGAUGACCCUGUGGUGCAGGCAAAUGAGAGGUUGGAGUUGUAAGGGAAAUGAUGGUCCAGUAACAUCACUGGAGGCCGUCACUGUCAACUCUGGGAGAAAAACAAGAGAGGAACGGAAGCAGAACGGGGAAGAACAAGAGACUGAUGAGAGCUGGCAGAAGCAAAGAGGACUCAGCAAACCUGGAUGUUGUGAUCUACAACAUAAUGAGGAAAACAACAGAGACAACACAACAAACAGCAUGUCUUCAGAGAACAUUUGUAGUAUGGGUGCAGUGUGGUCCAUCAAGGACAUCACAAGCUCCAACAAUCAGGGCACUCAACUGACCAGCACUCACCUGUAG
Toxotes jaculatrix (banded archerfish) is the source of this 1854-nucleotide messenger RNA. Its product is annotated as sodium-dependent phosphate transport protein 2A-like. Bases 1 to 1854 code for a protein of 617 amino acids. Gene Ontology annotation, cellular component: vesicle; brush border; apical plasma membrane. Lineage: Eukaryota; Metazoa; Chordata; Actinopteri; Toxotidae. The transcript has 12 exons. Gene Ontology annotation, biological process: sodium-dependent phosphate transport; intracellular phosphate ion homeostasis. Gene Ontology annotation, molecular function: sodium:phosphate symporter activity. The record is from RefSeq and is a predicted model, not a curated record.